Myxocyprinus asiaticus (Chinese sucker) is the source of this 3451-nucleotide messenger RNA. It is a transcript of the gene yme1l1a, whose product is annotated as YME1-like 1a. Bases 203 to 2389 code for a protein of 728 amino acids. Lineage: Eukaryota; Metazoa; Chordata; Actinopteri; Cypriniformes; Catostomidae. The transcript has 18 exons. Gene Ontology annotation, molecular function: ATP-dependent peptidase activity; metalloendopeptidase activity; ATP binding. Gene Ontology annotation, cellular component: mitochondrial inner membrane. Gene Ontology annotation, biological process: protein quality control for misfolded or incompletely synthesized proteins; mitochondrion organization. The record is from RefSeq and is a predicted model, not a curated record.
CUAGCACAGAAGAAGUGAAGAAUACGUAACUGUAAAUACUUCGGUGAUUUUAGCAACGCUCAAUUAUGUUUUAUAAAGGAAGGGAGAUGAGACACCGGUGAUAUUAACAACACUGGUAAACAGUAACCAAGAACAAAACAGCAGCGGGUCUGACUCUGACAGGAGCUAAAGGAAACCUCUCAACUAAAAAUUUGGGGAAAAUAUGUUUUCUCUGCCUACAACCUUUCAGUCGCAGGGAACAGUGCCUUUGACCCAUCUUAUCAAUGUGAUCCAGUACCUGAAAAGUUCAGCCAACUCUGCCGUCAGCACAUCAGUGCAGAGUUUACAGGGGAACCUUUCAUCUAAAUAUGACCCACUUCUAAAUGAGCCUAAAGUGAACUUGAAGGAGCUUGGUCUUUCAGAGCUGAGGUUCAGUCACGUACAUGAUGUUAUGAGAAGACUAUUGCCUUCUCUAGAGGAGAAAUCCAUCCCGAGCUGUGCUCAAACCUCAACAGCAUGGAGAACAUCUCACAUUUCUGCCCCCUCCUUCUUUCAAAACAAAUAUGGGUUUUCUCACAAACACGUGGGACACUUUGGCUUUCCAGUGUUUCAUAGGCAGAGAUCCAGCCCCCUUGAGGCAGCAUGCGUAGAUCUGCACCAUCUGCAAUUAUGGGUCCAAAACAGAGGUUUUAAGACAAUGAAGUCCAAGACCAGACAUCUGCAGUCUCGUUCUGAUGGUCCAGAAGAAGCAGAGGAUUAUACUCCAACCUUUAUGAAGGGCCUUCUUAUGAAGGAGAGGCGAGACACAGACAGUCUUGAACAGUUAAUGAAACAAAAUAACCUGCAAGAAACUCACCAGGACGCCUUCAAGAGCGGCUUCACGGAGGGAUUCAUGAAAGCUCAGACUUUGACACGGAGGACUCAAGACUCUGUAACGAGGACACGUCUGGUUAUGCUUGUCCUCCUUGCAGCGGGCUUGUAUGGUCUGUCUAGAAGCCCUAUCUUUUCCGGUAAAGGGUCGUUUUCUGACACUGUUCGUUUCCGCACCACCUCUGGUCUGGAUUCAGCCCUGGAUCCCAUUCAGAUGAAGAAUGUCACCUUUGAACAUGUGAAAGGUGUAGAGGAGGCCAAGAACGAGCUUCAGGAUGUUGUCGAAUUUUUGCGAAACCCUCAGAAAUUCACAGCGCUUGGUGGUAAACUUCCCAAAGGUAUCCUGCUGGUGGGGCCUCCAGGAACCGGAAAGACCCUGUUGGCCAGAGCUGUAGCAGGAGAAGCAGAUGUGCCCUUUUUCUACGCCUCAGGGUCAGAGUUUGAUGAAAUGUUUGUGGGAGUCGGAGCGAGUCGUAUCAGGAACCUUUUCAAGGAGGCCAAAGCAAAUGCCCCGUGUGUGAUUUUUAUUGACGAGCUGGACAGUGUGGGUGGAAAAAGAAUUGAGUCUCCAAUGCACCCGUACUCACGACAGACCAUCAACCAGCUGCUGGCUGAGAUGGAUGGGUUUAAACCCAAUGAAGGAGUGAUUGUGAUUGGAGCUACAAACUUUGCUGAAGCUUUGGACAAUGCUCUGGUGAGACCAGGCAGGUUUGACAUGCAGGUUACAGUACCCAGACCUGAUGUGAAGGGACGCACCGAGAUCCUGCAGUGGUAUCUGAAGAAAAUUAAAGUGGAUUCUGCUAUUGACGCUGAGAUCAUUGCCAGAGGAACAGUGGGUUUCUCUGGAGCUGAACUGGAGAACCUAGUGAACCAGGCGGCCCUGAAAGCAGCAGUGGAUGGGAAAGAUCUGGUGACCAUGAAGGAGCUGGAGUUUGCGAAGGAUAAGAUCCUCAUGGGCCCAGAACGAAGGAGUGUGGAGAUAGAUAAGAGGAAUAAGAUGAUAACAGCCUACCAUGAGUCAGGACACGCUAUAGUGGCUUAUUACACCAAAGAUGCCAUGCCCAUAAACAAAGCUACCAUCAUGCCACGUGGCCCUUCUCUGGGACAUGUGUCCUUGCUGCCUGAGAACGAUCGCUGGAGUGAGACAAGAGCCCAGCUCCUGGCUCAGAUGGACGUCAGUAUGGGGGGCAGGGUCGCUGAGGAACUGGUCUUUGGAAAUGAUAACAUCACAACUGGAGCAUCAAGUGAUUUUGAUGGAGCCACUAAAAUAGCAAAGAUGAUGGUGACACGGUUUGGGAUGAGUGACAAGCUUGGGGUUAUGACCUAUAAUGACCUAACGGACCAUAGCCCGGAGACCCGGGCAGCUGUAGAACAGGAAGUCAGGGUGCUGUUACAGGGUUCGUAUGAAAGAGCAAAGAAGCUUCUGAAGACUUACAAUAAAGAACACAAGCUGUUAGCCGACGCCCUGCUUACUUACGAGACUCUAGAUGCAAAGGAAAUUCAGAUUAUUUUGGAGGGAAAGUCAUUGGACCCCAGAUGAUGAAGGCUAGAGUUUAACAGACAUUUCAAGACAUAAUCUUACUUGUGUAAAUAUAAAAUCUGUUAUAAGCCACCAUAAGUCUCUCUUCAAAUUGUUCAUUUUACAUGCAAAAAGUUGGCUUUCAAGCAGACAACAUUUUCCAUAGUUAAAUUGAUGCCAACAAUAUGUAUGCAUGAGCAGGGAACUCCAUGGUUAAGGCUAUUAAUCAAGUAAACUCUAAAUUCUUCACUUAGUUUUUAGAAGCCAAGUAUAUAUAUAAAAAAAGGGAUGAUUUUUAAUGAUUUUUGUAUUCAAGUCAUCUGAAGCACAAGUUCAUAUUAAAGGGAUAGUUCACCCAAAAAUGAAAAUUAUGUCAUCUUACUCACCAUCAUGUUGCUUCAAACCCAUAUAGCUUUCUUUCUUUCAUCAAACAAAAAAUGAGAUGUUAGGCAGACUGACAGCCUUAGUCACCAUUCACUUUCAUGAUAUGGAGAAAAAAAAUUCAAUGAAAGUGAAUGGUGACUGAGACUAACAUACUGCCAAACAUCUCUUGUAUCAUUUGUAAGGAGGACAGAAAGUCAUAUGGAUUUGGAACAGAAUGAGGGUGUCAAUGAUCCCAUAAUUUUCAUUUUUGGGUGAACUAUCCCUUUAAGUUGAAAUGUAAAAAGAACCAUUUUAGCCAGAGCUUCUGUCUACAUCAGAAAGUCCCAUUUACAACACAAUCCUAGUAAUCAUUCAGUUUUUUUCAUGCAACUUUAAAUCACAAGCCAAUUUCGAAUCUGACUAGAAUGUCAGUGUUAAUUUCAGAUCUUCAAUUAUUGCAUUUUAACAUGACUUAACAUUUCUGAUCCUUGAUUUUACUCAUUAAGUUAUUUAUUUCAAUAUACUUUUUGAUUUUGUCACUAUUUCAGUUGUCCAUGUGUGUUUGCAUGUUUAGACGGCUCAGGUGACCGCCCUGUAUAUAUGCGUGUUUGAAACAUUAUGUGUGUGCUUUAUUUUGAAAUUAAUACCAUGUUCAGAUCUGUUGCUCUAAAUCAGAAAUGAACAGGGAUAUAAGACUUCUAAAUAAAAUCAGUUAAAAAU